UGCCGAUGGCAUCAGGUCCCACAGAUUGUCUCAUUGGCCGCGCAGUUCUUAUCUCGCCUGCAACUACACCUCCAUGCCGCGAGGAGACACGGUGCCUGGCGCGUUGCAUCGCGCGGUCAACCUGAUGAAAACUGCUUCCACAGCUUGGAUAGACGCACCCCGGUACUCGCUGCUACCAGGACAGGACGAUGCACAUCCAACCGAACGCUGCCCGACCUUAAACGACGAUGAAGUUCAGAACGAGCUCGACUGGUCUGAUGAAGAAGAGAGACGACUAGUAUGCAAGCUAGACAUGGUGAUAAUGCCUUUGCUAAUUCUUGGCUUCUACGCUCUUCAGCUGGAUCGUGGGAACAUUGGAAAUGCUUUAACGGAUUAUUUCAUGGAAGAUCUUCACCUUACACAGCUACAAUUCAAUGUUGGUCAACAGCUCUUAUCGGCAGGAAUAGUGAUCCUCGAGAUACCGAGCAACUUCAUUUUGUACAGGAUAGGGCCACAAAAAUGGAUCAGUGGCCAGAUACUUGCGUGGGGAUUCGUCGCGACAUUUCAAGCAUUCCAGAAAGGCUUGAGUGGUUAUAUAUCUACUAGAUUCCUCCUUGGAUUGUGCGAGGCUGGAUUCAUUCCUGCAGGAUUGUAUACCAUUACAAUCUUUUACAAAAGAGCUGAAACCAGCAAACGGUUUUCCUAUUUCUUCCUUGGCAACUUGGCAGCUGCAGCUUCUACCGGCUUGAUAGGGUAUGGAAUUUUACAGAUGCGAGGCGUGUGUAACUUGGCUGGCUGGCAAUGGCUCUUUAUUAUCGAGGGCUUAUUCACAGUCAUAAUCGGCCUUCUAUUCAUCUUUCUCUUCCCUCAAAGCUUAGCUCAGCCAAAAAGCUUGCUUGGGUUUCACUACUUUAGUCCUCGUGAAUGCGAGAUAUUACGGCAAAGGGUUAUCCACGAUGAUCCCCGAAAAUUACAGAAGACGAAUUGGAUAGGUUGGGAGGAAAUCAAGCAUGCUUUAUCGAAUUGGAGAGUGUACCCACAUAUCCUGCUCACGUUGGUUGCUAUGGCUCCAAACAACACAUUCUCCUCUUAUGCUCCGACUCUUGUUGGUUCAUAUGGUUAUGGCCGACUAGUUUCUAACGCUCUAGUUUCUGUUGGCAACUGGAUUGCCUUGGUCUUAAUUGCUAGUUGGGGAUAUAUGGCCGAUCGGCUCGGAGUCCGUGGACCUUUUGUCUUUCUCGGUGUUCUUCUGUGGUGGGGUUUCUCGAUUGGGAACCUUUGCUUGAUUCAUUCCUCUGAUAGACGUGCUCGCUACGUUCUCCUUGUACUUGGUAUGUCUGUAUCCCAGGUUUACCAUGCCGUCAACGGCUCUUGGCUUGCUUUGAACUCGCGUUCUGCGGGCGAACGCUCUAUCACCAUGGCCCUCUUCAUUAUGGCAGCAAAUUGCGCAGCCAUCAUCGGCUCGCAGCUCUUCCAAGCUGAGGACAAGCCUCUUUAUAGAAAAGGCUGGUCUGCUAUAGUGGGUUUGACAAGUGCGGGUUUGGUAUUUGCAACAUUGGCAAAUGCGCAAUAUCGACUUUUAAACAAAAGAAUGAAAAGGAAAGAAAGAGAUGGGAUAUCAGGGGAGCAUGCAGAGAGAUUGGAAGCUCAUACUAGGUAUUAUCAUGUUUAGUGUCCUAGCAGUUGAAGAGACAAUGGAUAUAUGGUUUUCAGGGAAAAUUGAGUC
This is a messenger RNA of Aplosporella prunicola CBS 121167, 1705 nucleotides long. RefSeq lists its product as uncharacterized. The coding region runs from base 74 to 1651 and encodes 525 amino acids. Gene Ontology annotation, cellular component: membrane. The record is from RefSeq and is a predicted model, not a curated record. Gene Ontology annotation, biological process: transmembrane transport. The transcript has 12 exons. Lineage: Eukaryota; Fungi; Ascomycota; Dothideomycetes; Botryosphaeriales; Aplosporellaceae. Gene Ontology annotation, molecular function: transmembrane transporter activity.